Molecule: messenger RNA, 1656 nt
Organism: Rotaria sp. Silwood2
Lineage: Eukaryota; Metazoa; Rotifera; Eurotatoria; Philodinida; Philodinidae
Source: the annotation of a GenBank genome assembly
AUGAACAGUAAUAGUGAUAGAGUAGCAUCAGUGAUUGAAAUUGUGGAUGAUGGUUCAACAAGUAUCGAUGAUGACAUGAGAGAAGUUGAUUAUAAGCAACAAUCUCGAACGCAUAUAUCACGUUCAAGUGCUGGUAGUACAAGUAGUACUGGUACAACAACAAAUACAGGAACAAAACGUCAAAAAGAUAUAUCACCCUGUUAUGUAUGUGGAGCAAAAGCAAAUGGUUAUAAUUUUGACCAAAUCACUUGUGAAUCAUGUAAAGCAUUCUUUCGUCGAAAUGCAUUAAAAUCAAUGGACAAAUUUCGUUGUCGUAAUAAUGAUAAUUGUGUUGUAACAUCAGUAACACGUAAGCGUUGUAAACGAUGUCGUUUAACUAAAUGUUUUAAAGUUGGUAUGCGAAAGGAAUGGAUAUUAACAGAUGAAGAAAAAACUAUAAAACGUCAAAAAAUUGUACGUAAUCGUCUGAUUAAACAACAAGCACAAAUGAACCUUCAACAGCAAACAAAUGGUUUAGCUCAUUCAAAUGUUCAAAUAAAUAUAACAACAUCUGAAAAACCAUUAUCUAAAGUCGAGCAACCUCUUAUCAGUCCAUCGCCAUUAGUAUAUAUGAAACAUUCACCUGAUCAACAAAUGUAUGAACGUCAACAAUACUUACUCGAACAAUUAUCCAAUGGAUAUCAAUUAAUAACUAAACAGUAUUCUCAACCAAAUAAAUUUGCUUAUCGUAAUAAAAUUAUAUAUCAAACAGAUAAUUUCGAUUUAAAAUUAUCAUUAGUUAAAGAUUUAACACGAGAAUUAACACAAAUGACAACAUUACGUUUAUUGCAUUAUUUUAAUUUAAUACCUGAAUUUCAAUCGUUAACAUCACAAGAAAAAAGAUCUAUUCUUACACAAAAUAUGUUAACAGUUUUUAUGUUUCAUGGAGCAUUAACAUAUAAUGCUGUUGAUGAUACAUUUGUUGAUCGUACAACAGAUGAUCAACCUUAUGAUGCAAAAUAUUUAUUAUAUGUUUAUGGAGCAAAAGUUUAUACUAAUUUUAUUGUAUUAUCUAAAGGCUUAACGUCGGUUGCAUAUCAAUACAUAGUUGACAAACAAUCAGAAGAAAAUGCACAUACUUUAUUUUUAUUGCUUAUGGUAAUUCUUUUAUUUUCAAAUGAUUUUCAAGUUAAUGCAAUUGACAAUAAUCAAUCGAAACUACAUCAAAUUCAACAGAGUUAUAUUGAUAUAGUAUGCCGAUUUUUACAUGAUCGAUUUAGUUUGACUAGUGGUCGUCGAAUGUUUCAAAAACUUGUUCCGUUACUUGUUGAUCUUCAAAAAUUAUGUUCAACAUUAGCCAAUGUUAAUUUAUGUGAAAUGGCUGAAGAUGAUGAUCGAUCAGUAUCGUCACAAACAUCAACAACGACAACAACCACAACAAUAAUGCCCACUUAUAAUUCUGACCAACAAUCAGUUCAAUCCUCACCAAUAUCAUCUUCAUUAGAAUUUAAUUCGACCAUGAUCAGUGGUGCAUCUCAUUUGAAUGAAUUACAAAAAGAAAAUCGAGCACCAUCGCCACCAUUAUCAUUCAAUUCAACAUCAUUAUCACCAAAUGUUCGAUCAUCACCAUCAAUUCUUUCAAAUACCACACCAACGCUUCAUAAUUAUUCACUAUAA